Molecule: messenger RNA, 3151 nt
Organism: Periophthalmus magnuspinnatus
Lineage: Eukaryota; Metazoa; Chordata; Actinopteri; Gobiiformes; Gobiidae
Product: PRELI domain containing protein 3B-like
Exons: 6
Coding region: 1622-2206 (194 amino acids)
Biological process (GO): phospholipid transport
Cellular component (GO): mitochondrial intermembrane space
Molecular function (GO): phosphatidic acid transfer activity
Source: RefSeq, a predicted model, not a curated record
AGUGAGAUAAGUAAGGAGACAAUAGAGUCAUAGAAAUGAUUCUAAAAUAGUGAUGGGGAAAAUGUAAAUAUACAGAGUAAUGUGAUGUUUUAUGAUUUUUAUGUAAUUCAAUUAUUUGAAAAGUAUUUGUAGGAUAUGAAAAAGGGGUGUUUUUAUACUCACAAUGAAAUCAAUGAAUGUUUGACAGUGUUGGCAAUUUGUCCCUUGUGCUACAAAGUAUAAUCCUUAUUUGUGAUCUGCAGCAUUUUAUUUAACAUAUGAAAUGGAAUUGUAUUAUACAGAUAUAUGUAUAGAGAUAUAUUAGAUAUAGACAUGUGGUUUUGAGAAAAAUGAUAUGAAACUUGCAAACAUGUAAUUAUGUGUUAUUUUUCAACUAUAUGACAACUUUUUUGUUAACUUUUUAAUUAGCUAGGUUGUCCAUUGAUGGACAGCAUGCUGACAGCUUGGUGCCACUGUACAGCUCAAUGCUGCCACAGAGUUUCCUCCCACUGUUACAAUCUGGGGCAUGGCGAUUACACAGAACUAGGUUGGAGUGUCUGUGCCCACAGAUAAGCUCGCAUGACGUGUAAAUGACCUGGUGACAAGCUAUAGUCUACUUUUAAGACUAUAUAUUUAUAUUGAAUAUAAAUGAGUUUUGCUGUAGUGGCUUUUGUUUUUAGUGUUCAAUGAUGAUUUUUGAGAUAUAUUUAGGGCCAGUAUUUUAAUCUUAAAAGGUUGUUUAAUACGAUUGCAUAAUUCAUCAGACGCUGUUAACUAAGAUAUGUUCAAAUCAUAUUUACUUUACUAAUAACAACAGAAAUGCUGAUUUAUUCUGAAUGACAAGAGCAAUAUGUAGGCCUACAAUUCCAUUGCUUACUUGUGGUUUUGAUUCUAGAGCCAAAUAUUAGGGUUAGAAAGCAACCUCACCCUUUAGUUUGCCAGGUCUUACGACUAAAAGUAAGAAAAGAAAAAUCUGUCUUCUCUCAGUACUACCUCCAGAUCAUUCAUUACUGUUGGUCUGUAGGUCUCACCAGUUCAGUGAGAGUAUUCUGAAGGUUUCCAAUAAGUCAUGACCUUAUAUACUGAGAAUGACAAAAACAUUAGGCAGACUAUUAUUUAAUAUUAUAUAGAUGUGUUUUGCCCCUAUGUUAUAUUGUUGUAUUUUUGUACUAUUCGUGCGUGUUCUUAUAUUGCCAUUAUUGUAAACUGAUGUCCUCUUACAAUGAUUUAAAAUAAUAUAUAGAGAGAAUGAGCCGGGGUUAGGGUACCCUGCAACAUAGACUAUAUUCUAUCAGUUUUAUGUAGCCUGACAGCAUCACAGCACAUAUAUCAUUUAAUGAAGCAAAUGCAUUAAAAAGUAAGUGAGCCCAAACGGUCAAGUUUUUCCCCCUAAAGUCCUUCACAUAUUCUGUCUCUGAGGAUAGUGCACAGGGCACGAUAGGACAGUGCGGUAACACUGCGGAAGUGCGUCACAGACACUCGCCCUCGUGACUUCCCCGCGGUGGGUGGGGAGGUGAGUGAGGGGGUGGGGCCUCACGCGCUAGUCCUCGAGCGUGGAUGUUCUUUUUUUCACAGACUGCGAUUCUGUCACCCGGCGUGUGUUCACUUCAUUUAGACUCGUCUAAAAGCUAGAAGAUAAACCAUGAAGAUUUGGACAUCGGAACACAUCUUCAACCAUCCAUGGGAAACUGUGACCAAUGCUGCUAUGCAGAAGUAUCCAAACCCCAUGAAUCCCAGCGUCAUUGGUGUUGAUGUUUUGGACCGAUCUAUUGACUCACAAGGUCGUCUACACAGUACAAGACUUCUCAGCACAGAGUGGGGCCUUCCAUCUAUAGUGAAAUCUAUCAUUGGGAACUCUCGAACAUACACUUAUGUUCAAGAGCAUUCAGUCGUGAACCCUGAAGAGAAGACAUUUGAACUUCAGUCUACUAAUAUUACUUUUACAAACUUGGUUUCUGUGGAUGAGAAGUUAACAUACAAGCCUCAUCCAGAAGAUCCAGACAAAACUAUACUGACACAGGAAGCUAUCAUCUCAGUAAAAGGAGUAAGUCUAAGCAGCUACUUGGAGGGAGUUAUGGCUAGCACCAUCUCUACUAAUGCUGGAAAGGGCCGUGAAGCAAUGGAGUGGGUAAUAAGACGUUUGAAUUCUGAAAUUGAAGAACUAGCAGCUACAGCCCGUGGAACCAUACGUACUCCUAUGGCAGCAGCCGCAGUCACAGAGAAAUGACUCCUGAGCCAUUUCCCAGAUGAGUCUGGCCAAAACUGUAUCUCCAUAUAUCUGUCUUCCUAUGAUGGGUUGGUGGUUGAUGGUGCUCUGGAUAUUUCAAUUAAGAUUUACCAUUUAAAAUGAAACUAGUUUCAUUGUGACUACAUUUUGGCAGUCACAACGAAAACAUACUCAGGGACAUGUUUAAAUCAAACCCUUGUAGAUGGGUGUCUUGAUGAAGAAGAGAGGAAAGCACAGGAUACACUAACAGUCAAAAUGUGCCAAAUAACAAGAUGAAGGAAACCCAUUGCUCUUUGGCUAUAUAUGGUUUAAACCAUGGACAAGACCUCAUAAUGCCAACAGAGCUUUUCUAUGAGUACUGUAUGUGAUUGUGGGUCAACUAGAAGAUGUUUUCUGUAAAUAGGGAUGAAAUGUAUUCCAGCAUCACUGAAUGUAUUUAUUAUUUUGGAGACCUUUCUUUAUGGGACCUCAAGAAAACUCUCUGCACAGAUGCCUGGUUAAAACUUAGCUAAUGCAAAAUGAAGGGAUCAGUACCUCUGCCAUAGUCUUGUUGACUAAGACUUUCUUAGAUGUUUCCUUGUUGUUUGUGUGAUUGUAGCCAAUUUAUAUGAAAAUAGGUUUUCCUAUUUGACAUGUUCUUACAGUUUAUGUCUUUUGGACAGUUAUUUGCACUAAAAUAUGUAACAAAAACUGCUGCUACACAUGCUGAAGGAGACGUUAAUAUCACUGUUGUGAUUGUUGUUACAGUUACAUUUAAGAAAGUCUUUUGUACCGGACACCUUUGUGGUAAUUAUGCCAUUAGUUUCUUUAAAUUAUAUUGUGUAAUAUUUAUUUAGACCUAUGGUUUGUUUUGAGUGGGUGAUAUGAUUUUGGUAUACUGAAUAUAUAUGCAUAUUUCAUGUUAUGAUAACCGAAAUCUUGCAAUAAAACAUGAAUUUGUUGUGU